CUUCAAAAGCAUGAAUCAUUCAUAAAUUGACCCCGUGGCUUGAUAAAUAAUGUCUGCAUUGUUUGGGAACCUUUCAGCUAUUUUCCAACAAAAAGUAAGUCACUUUCUAGGCUCCAUCCCCACCUCCUUGAAGGUGUUGGCCCACUGAUGGGAAGGGUCUCAUAUUUUGGAAACCAGACAGUUUCAUGCAGAAAGCUCUCCACAGUGAAUUAAUUUAGAAGUAAAACAUUACCAAGCACCACUCCAUGCAGUCAUCCUUUUGUUUUGUCCUUUCAGAAGAAAGCGAUUGGGCUGCCAACCUCUGUACACAAAUAAUGUACUCUCAAUGACAGUAAUUUUACAUGUUCAGGGAAAGUGUAUUUGUUAGCUCUUGUAAUGGCACUUUUGCUCCCCAGCAGCCAAUUCCUUCCACCUUCUAGGGCCCUGGGUAUAUUGAUUGACAUCACAGUGGAUGCAUUACUGUCUCUUAGUAACCAAAGAACUCAGCAGACAUACAAGCUGGAAGAAAGCUGUGUUGGGAGUCCAGCCGGCCAGUUCAAGCUUGGCUGGGGAAUGCCAGGAAUCCAAAAUGGGAAGGAAGGGGAAGCCGAGGACGAGGAGGAAGAAGAAGUGGAGGAACUGGGAGGCAUCAAUGAGAAACUAAUAAGGCAGCAUAAACUCCCACUCUCUGCACAGUCAGCCUUCAGCUAUGUUCCACCUCGUCGUAUGGAUCCUCCAGAACUCAGCUAUUUCCACCAAGAGAGUAAGCCAGGAAUUUUUUGCGUAUAUGACUGCAUCUAUAAAAGACCCCCUGGCUAUGAUCCAAAACUCCAUCGGUGUGACAGGGAGCAUGCAAAAAGCAGGGGACUUCGUAUUAAUGAGGAGGAAAAAGCAAGGCCUACACCUGUCUUGUCCUCUUCUGAGUACGGGUGGCGCAUAGACAAGCCUGUGGAGGAGGUCAAUCGAGACCAUGUUCGCAUUAACCACAUUCAAGCAGAAUUCUACAGGAAAAAUCAAAUUGCUUGCUUGAUAAAGAAAAUCACCAGAAGUGGCGAUCCAACUUAAGGCUUGUCUGCCAUGAGCAAAACAGACCUCCAUUUAACUCCCUGUAGUGUACUAUUGUCAAUUAAAAUGUAGUAACAUCAGCCCUAUGAUUUUACUGCAGGGAUUUGAGCUACAUCAAGUCAGCUAUGCCGACUUAUUUUGACACAUUUGUGUAAUUAGCAGCUUGCAUCAAUGUUGUACUUAUAGGAAGGGAAUAAAAUCAGGCAGUAAUACUAAAAAAAACGGAAGUUACUUCCAUGAAAGGGAUAAAAUUGAUUUGUCUUUUUCAGUGCACCCACCUAGCUAAAGUAUCCAUAUGUUUGUCUACAAGUAGAUAGUAAAUAUUUAGAUGACAGCUUUGAUUCAUAAAUAAAACAAUCAUUAAACCAACCUCAAAAACUGGCAGCACUUUUUAUUUCAUGAUUUUGCUCCCUUACGAACAAGAGAAAUCGUACCUUCCAAAGAGCUAAUGACAUACUUCUAGCAAUUGUUAUGUGCCUUCAAUUCAUAUCUGACUAAUGGCGACCCUAAAUAAACCUAUCACAUGCUUUGCGUCACAGAAA
Molecule: messenger RNA, 1586 nt
Organism: Anolis sagrei ordinatus
Lineage: Eukaryota; Metazoa; Chordata; Lepidosauria; Squamata; Anolidae
Gene: CFAP90
Product: cilia and flagella associated protein 90
Source: RefSeq, a predicted model, not a curated record